This is a messenger RNA of Spirodela intermedia, 1067 nucleotides long. The record is from the annotation of a GenBank genome assembly. NCBI's taxonomy places the organism in Eukaryota, Viridiplantae, Streptophyta, Magnoliopsida, Alismatales, Araceae.
AUGGAGAACGGCGUCGCCUGGGACCCCAGCCGGCUCAUCAGAGAGCUGACGGACGGGCAGGAGCUGACGAGGCAGCUCGAGACCCACCUCGACCAGUCCCCACCCGAAUACUGCAAGUCGUUGUUGCAGAGCAUCCAGUCUGUCCUGCACAGGGCCACCUCGCUGGCCAAAUCCUUGGCCGACUACGAUGGCGGAGACUCCCCGCGCUCCGCCAGCGGCAGCGACGAUUCCCGCCGCCCCGUCGCCUUCGGGGAUCAGGACCCCCGGGAGAUCUCCAAGAAGAGGUAGACCCUGUUCACAGCGCCGCCCAUCCGCCGCCACUGCCGCUAGAUUUCCGGGGGGAGAACUCACCGUCUUCGUCGUCUUCGUUGCAGGAAGAUGUUGCCGCGGUGGAAGAAGCAGGUGAGGGCGAACCCGGGGACGAGCCUAGAAGGCCCGCCGGAGGACGGCUUCAGCUGGAGGAAGUACGGGCAGAAGGAUAUCCUCGGGGCCGCCCAUCCGAGGUGAGCUUCCCGGCCGCCCUCCUCCUCCUCCGGCGACGGCGAAACCUCCACCUAAUCCCGGCGAGCCGACUUUAAAUCUGCAGGGGUUACUACCGCUGCACCCACCGGAACACGCAGGGCUGCCCGGCGACGAAGCAGGUGCAGCGGGCCGACGGCGACUCUUCCGUCUUCAACGUCUUGUACAAGGGGGAGCACGUCUGCACCCAGAGAGCGAACUCCUCGCCGAUGCCGGUGCUGGAGCAGGGGCACAGCUUCGUCGUCGACGGCAGACCAGGCCUGACUGUGAUAACCCAGGAGCUGCCGCUGGCUUCUCCCUCAUCCUUCUCCUCCAUUCCAUCGCCGGCGAGCCGCAUCUUCUCCUCGCCGGCGACCCGCUUCUCGUCGCCGUUUGUCUCUCCCUCCACCGCCGGGAAAACCCACUUCGGGGAGGGGUUCCCCGGAGGCUGCCAUGGCCGAGCUCUGGAAGAACUGGGGGAGAUACUCUCAGCGUCCAACACCAGCUCACCGGCCAUGGACCUGGAGUUCCUGGUGGACGUCGACUUCGACAACAGCUUCUUCACCUGA